This is a messenger RNA of Cryptomeria japonica (Japanese cedar), 1563 nucleotides long. RefSeq lists its product as uncharacterized. The transcript has a single exon. The coding region runs from base 1 to 1563 and encodes 520 amino acids. The record is from RefSeq and is a predicted model, not a curated record. Lineage: Eukaryota; Viridiplantae; Streptophyta; Pinopsida; Cupressales; Cupressaceae.
AUGCCUCGUCGUCCAAGGACAAGUUUUGAAAAUGAAGAGCAAAGAAAAGAGCAUCGAAGAGAAUAUGCUCGAAAUUAUAUGAGACAACGACGUGAACAAAUGGCUAAUGCAGAAAGAGAGGAAGUAAGAAUUCAUUCAACUGAAGAGCAACAAAGAGAAAAAAAGAGAGAAUAUGCUCGAAAUUAUAUGAGUCAACGACGUGAACAAAUCACUGAUCUACAAAGACAAGAAGAAAGGAACCAUCGAAACCAAAAUGAUAGACAAAGAAGUGCUAAACGUAGGGCAGAAAUGACAGUGACAGAGAUUGAAGAGGAAAUGAGACAACAUGCAGAUAAAAUGAUGAAACAUCGUGCACAAACAUCUCAGGAUGAUGGAUAUAUAUUAAGAAGAAGAAUACAAAGAGCUAUGCAUUCUGAUCAAUUGAAUGAGAUGGAAAGACAACAAAUACAAGUGCGUAAUCGUGAAGCAAUUGAGGUUAGUUCUAAAGGGAUGAAUUCUUUGACAAUUGAUCGUGUGCUACAAACACCAAAUGAUAGAGUUCAAAAUGUAAUGAAUGUUGAUUUUCAAAAUCAUAUGGAAAACAAUAGUUCACAACAAGAAUUAACAACUCCUCUAAGAAGACAAAGACAAUUGCAAAGAACACAAAAUAGAAGAGAUCAAGGAGUAGUUAAUAAUGAUGGAAAUAUUGAGAUUGAUUUGAAGACUUUACAAAUGAUAUUUCGACAUGGACUCGAUCAACUUUCUUCACCAAGUAUGUGCUACAUUUGUCAAGAGAGUUAUCCUGCAAUGAAGGUUGUGCGAGUACUUGAGGGCCCUAUUUGCAAUCGCUGUCGUCAAGAGAAGAAUGAACAUCGAUUUUCAGCAUCAAACAAUAUGGAUCUUGGUCCACAACCAUUAGAACUUGCAAAUAUAACACAAAUAGAAGAAAUGUUGAUAGCACGUGUCAACCCAAUUCUUCAAGUAACACAUGCAACUGGGGGUCAAUACAAAUAUAAAAGACAUACCAUAAGUUUUCCACAAGAAGUGAGAGAAAUAGCUAAAAUUUUACCACAUCAGAUAAAAGAUUUGCCAAUCAUCAUUGUUCGAAAAAAAGAUCAACGUGGAACAAAUUAUAAUUUUACAAUUAAUAAAGAGAGGGUAUAUAGAGCACUUAAAUAUAAAAUAAAAUAUGAUAAGUUCUAUAGAGAUGUUCAAAUUGAUGAAAAUGCACUUAAUGACCUUACAUGUAAUUCAGAUGAGAACAUUUUUGAUCAAUUGAAUUCUGUUCAUAUGGAGUUUGAUUCAGACACAAAUGAAUAUGUAUUUGCGGGUCCAAUAUUGGAGAUGGAUGAAGAAAACAUUAUUAAUCACACUACAUCAAUGGCCUCUAAACCUCCAAAUGCUCGAAGAGAAAUGGAACUAAUUCAUGCAUGGGUAAAUAAUCCUAAUGUGGAUCCUGGAUCACUAAUUGAUUGGCCAGGAAUUGGAGCAUCUCCAAUAAAUGAGUAUGUCACUAAAGGAUUACUUGAUAUGGCUUUUCCAACACUAUUCCCAAAUAGACAGUGUGAUUGGAUAGAACCAUGA